UCUUGGAAUAAUGUGGAUUUGUGUUUGUUUACUGAUUUCGACUGCUUGCAUAUCAUACGCGGCAGGUCAGAACGAUGAUGGUGCAUUCACAUCAGCUGUUCUACCGAAAAAAAACAACAACAACCAACUCGAAUUUGCUGGUCAAAAAUAUUAUUUCAAUACAGUGUUCAAGGCAAACUACUUCGGAGCAAUGGCAUACUGUAAGCAACAAGGGAUGGAAUUACUCAGCAUAGAAAGCCAAGCUGAAAACAAAAGAAUCGAGUUAUUCUUGGUAGAGAACGGACUGACCUACGGUCACUUUUGGACGUCGGCGACGAAAUCAGUGGACAACGUACAUUGGAAAUGGUUGUCCACGGGAAGGGACAUCGUUUACACCAACUGGUACUGGUCGGAACCCAACAACAUACCCAUCGUGUGGGAGCACUGCAUCGAAAUCCGGAUAGAAGGUACCACCGGACUCACUUGGAACGACUUGCCUUGCUCCAGAGAAUUAUUGUCCAUUUGUGAAGCGCCCAAAAAUUAUUGUCGAUGUUAAUUCGGAAUAAAGGUGUCUAUGGAAAU
Messenger RNA from Phaedon cochleariae (mustard beetle), 561 nucleotides. The record is from the annotation of a GenBank genome assembly. NCBI's taxonomy places the organism in Eukaryota, Metazoa, Arthropoda, Insecta, Coleoptera, Chrysomelidae.